GGUACUACCCAAAAUGCACAGCGAGCCUUUCCGUCAAACACGUAAACAUACGAGUUUCUUAACGCAUUCAUGUCCCCGUCGGAACUCGAAAUGUCCAACUUGCUAACUGGUUACACGCGGCACGUGUACAACUAUCCAUUAGCAAUACGGAACUUCCUAGUUCCGACUAAUAUCGAACGCGGCAUCUGUCCUGCGUGUACGUUUGCGGCACAACAGAUUGUAGGCAAAUAAAAACGGUGCCCGGUGAUGCUACGUUACAAGAAAUAAACUACUUUGCGGUUUCCAGUGAGUGUGUAGAGCUAGCCAGCUGUAUGAUGUCAAUGGUCUUGUUUGCCUCUGUGGUGCGGGUGGUGGACGGUCUACCCCUGUCUGCCUCCACAGACUACGAGCAGGACAAAGGCCUUCAGGAAACCAAGAAGCAAGUCAAAGCACUGUCUAAGAAACUCAGCCAGUUCCCUGACCGAUGCACUCUGAAGGCUGGACAGUACAAUAUCAAUUUCACCUGCUCUCUGGGUGUUGGUUAUCUGAUGGUAUGUACAGAGACCUACCCCAACGUCCUGGCCUUCUGUUUCCUGGAUGAGCUGCAAAGGGAGUUCAUCGUCACGUACGACGCCAAGCGUGUUAAUAGCGCUGUGAGGCCAUACUCCUUCAUCGAGUUGGACAACUUCAUCCAGAAGACGAAGCAGCGCUUCAACAGCCCCCGCUCUCUGUCCACUAAGAUCAACCUGGCCGACAUGCAAACAGAGAUCAAACUUCGACCGCCCUACCAGCUGUCCCCUGAGGACCUAGGAUCCAUCAACGGCUUCUCAUACCACACCCCCUCCAAGUACAAGGGCAUAACUCCCAGCCAACAGCUUGAUCCUGUGACUCUACCUGGCAUCGUCUCCUGUGUGCUGAGCAUCCUCUGUGGAGGUCUCAAUCUACUCCGAGGGGUUCAUGCUAUAGAGAGCACCAUACAGAACGACGACGAAGACUUUAAUUACGUGAUUGCCUUUUUCCUGGGCACAGUAGCCUGUCUGUAUCAGUGUUCCCUGUUUGCGUACUUCUCUGUGUGGAGGAACAGUAAGUCAUUCCUGGCCUUCGCCCUGAUCUGUCUGUCCAACAUGUACCUUUAUGAACUGAGGAACGUGUGGCAGAUCCUCUUCCAUGUGACUGUAGGGGCCUUCAUGACACUACAGAUCAGACUGAGGCAGCCGCAGGGCAAAGCUCCGGACUACAACGUCUGACAAAAACUACAACCACGAGACUUACAGUCAAACAAUAAGAAAUAAACAACUUCAGUGUCUGACAAAACCCAACAAAUAUAGUAAUUUUACAACCAACCACCAACAACAAAACCAUGUCUAAGGCUAAGGAGCAAAGAAGUGACUCUGCUCCUGCUCUCUUUAUCAUGUUUCUUCCCCACCACAGCUCAGGACUGUGAGCCAGCCUGGCCCUGCCUCAAUCCCGUUGGAUGCUGAGCUCACUUUAGCGUGGCCUCAAAGUGAUACGGCCCAAUAGGAUUAAUGGGUGGUGCCAGUACAGCCAAAUAAUUGGCUAAUAAUAUUCAUAUGAAUAUGUUUGGGGUAACCAUCAGGAGUCUGAACAGGGGUUUCUGACUUAAAUUGAAUCUCUGGCAUCACAGACAUGUAUAGUUGAAGUAAUUUAGCAGACGCUCUUAUCCAGAGUGAAUACAGGAGAAAUUAGUGUUAAGUGCCUUCCUAAAGGGCAUAUCCACUUUUUUUAUUUUUACCUAGUCGUCUUGGGGAUUCAAACCAGCGACAUUUUGGUUACUGACCCAAUGUUCUUAACCGUUAGGCUACCUGCCACCCCAGUAUCAUAUGUUAUUAAAUCUCUUGGCUCGUAAAGAUUUGUUUUAUUGAUUUUGAGAAUAAUUUAUUCAAAAUAAUGUGUAUGAUCAUGUCACACCUUCCAUGUACUUUGUUGCAGGCUUCAUGAAUAUGCGAUUGCUUGAAAGCUGAGUUUGGCAUGGCACAUGUAAUGUGGUGGUGUUAUCCCACUGUUUUCAUCACUGGGAGGCCAAACUUAUCAACUCCAUAUCAUCUGCCAGACCUCCUGGUGCAGUGGUGGUAACAGCAGCCACUGCUGGAAAGGGUUUAAUUGACCUGUGAGCCAUCUGCCAUCCCGAUGUUUCAGGGUAUUACUCUAAAGGCCAGAGUAGGAGAGGAUCUAGACGAGUUACUUAUAUUGGAGCAGAAAUGGUUACUUCCAAAAAUACUCAAUGCAUUUCUUUUCUUUUGCCAUGUAUUUUCCAAUGCAUCAUUUAUUUUGCAUAGCUUUUGGAUUAUAUUGCAGAAAUGACUGAGGACAAUGUCAGUAAACUUCCUAGAAACAUUGUUAAUUUAAUGAUGAGUUAAGGGAUUGUGCCAACAAUGUUAGUUUUUUGGGGGGGUGGAGUGGCCAGUGUCAGUCAGACUAGAGAGAGUCAUUGCAUGAGUGGAGAGUAUUAACAUGGAACCAAGUAUUAUGAACAUCUGGCAACAAACUACAUGUAUAUCUGGGCACUACUGCAUUGAUCCAACCCUUAAGAUUUGUCAUCAACAAUGGCCAACAUGUUUUCUAUUAGCCUGUACAUCUUAGCAGACUGUGGUACUUGACCUUUGUGACCUAAGUUAGCCUCCAGUAUGACAUCUAGGACUUAAAUGUUUUAUUAGAUGUUGGCUGUUUCCAGGGGUGCAACUUUCACUGCGUAUGGUGCAUUUUUACCCCCCGCCCCAGUUGAAUCACUGGAAUGUCAUACAAAAUGUGUUAACGCUGUGCUUUAGGACCAUGCAGAAGCCUCCGAGCAUUCAUUCGGGUAGGGUGUUUAUCCGACUGAAUAAAAAAAGUCUCCCCCCACUUCUAAAACCAAAGUUGCGCCCCUGGCUGUUUCUAAUGACAUACUUUUGCAAUCAAUGUAAUGUAUCUAAAUAUACAACCAUUAAACAGAUCCUCAUUUUGCUAA
Messenger RNA from Oncorhynchus kisutch (coho salmon), 2944 nucleotides. RefSeq names its product vesicle-trafficking protein SEC22a. Gene Ontology annotation, biological process: endoplasmic reticulum to Golgi vesicle-mediated transport. The record is from RefSeq and is a predicted model, not a curated record. The transcript is spliced from 7 exons. Bases 312 to 1226 code for a protein of 304 amino acids. Lineage: Eukaryota; Metazoa; Chordata; Actinopteri; Salmoniformes; Salmonidae.